Messenger RNA from Centropristis striata (black sea bass), 874 nucleotides. RefSeq names its product fish-egg lectin-like. The coding region runs from base 38 to 811 and encodes 257 amino acids. Lineage: Eukaryota; Metazoa; Chordata; Actinopteri; Perciformes; Serranidae. The record is from RefSeq and is a predicted model, not a curated record. The transcript has 5 exons.
GGUACACUACGAAUCGACCUUCAAACACGGAGACAACAUGAAAGCUGUUGCAGCAGUCUUGCUGGUGCUGUGCUGCCUGGCCGUCACUCAUGCCUGGACCUGCGGGGGUGCUCCAAAUCUGAACAAUGCUUACCAGAUUGAAGCUGGGCAGGGGAAAGUGGUUGCAAGAGAUAGUAACUACUAUCCCUAUUUCCUGAUUGGGUCAUCUUGGACCAGAUUGGGCACUACGAGAAUGAAACACGUCACGGUGGGACCUGCAGGACUUUGGGGAGCUGGCACCAACAACAGGGUCUACAAAUAUGUAUCUGGCAACUUUGUGCAGUCCUCUGGGACGUCGAUGACACAGCUGGAUGCUGGAGGUGAUGACCAGCUUGUUGGAGUUUCCGGGUCACUCGCCUACUGUCUGAGAGCUAGCACAGCCUUGACCUACAGGUCAGGCUCCCUGUCCUGGACUUACCUGUCAAGGACUUUCAGGCACAUCAGCUGCAGCCCACAAAACGGGUGCUGGGGAGUCGACACAAGCUACCGAGUCUACCACACACGGACAAUGACAUCAACCUGUGGCGGUACUUCCUGGACCCAAGUAACAGGACUAAGCUUGAAAAUGGUUGAUGUGGGGACUGACGGAGCCGUUAUUGGAUUGACCACAGCAGGCCAGGUCUACCAAAGAGCUGGCAUCUCCAGUAGUCGCCCUAGUGGAACCAGUUGGACCAACAUCGCCAUGUGCAUGACAAUCCGCAGCCUGAGCUAUGACCUGAGAACCCUUUGGGUCGUUACCAGCUCUGGUAUUAUCAUAAAGUGCACACACUAAUCCAACCUGUAUGGCAGGUGCUCAGUGUGCAACAUUCUAGUUUGGCAUUGAAGAUUACAUUUU